AUGAAGGUCAACAUCAAAGAAUGGAACGCCGUCGCGACCUGGCGAUGGGAUAUGCCCGACGACGAGGUCUGCGGUAUCUGUCGCGUCCAGUUCGACGGCACUUGUCCGACCUGCAAAUUUCCAGGCGACGACUGUUCUCUACUACUUGGCAAAUGCGGCCAUUCCUUCCAUAUGCCUACACAACUGGAGAUGUCUCUUCCAAAACAUACCACAUCUCCCUCCCUAUCCUCCUCUCCAUCCCGACAAUCUAUCCGACGACCUGCCAACUCGAACGCCCCGUCCCGCCCCCAGAGCAUCAUCGACCGACCCCCCACAGCCCAACAAACGCACCAUCCUCUCGAAUCAACCACCACCCACGAUCCUCCCCUCGAUAACCCUCCCUCCCAAACCCAUCAAGGAGACGGACAUCAUGACUUCCCACCGCAGCACCACCAACCACCGCCCUUCCAGCCCUUCUUCACUCUAAUCGAAGACGCCAAUACCUCCGAAUACUACCACCCCACAGUCCACUACAUCUUCUCGGAUGACGACACCGACAUCGUCACGGAGGCUGCGCUCCGCUCGCUCGAAAACGACCAGGACGUGCUGUCUCAAGGCCCGAAGGGGAAAUCGAAGCCCGUCCGCGCCAAAGAUGGAGCAGGAGACGGGGAGGUCUACGACGAAGAAGAUGACGAGUUCGCCAUCGCGAGAAAAGAUCCGCUUCUUCUGCCUCCGAUCCCCGGCGUGCGUGAUAACUAUAUCAUCCUGGACUUGGAGACUACGGCGUCCGAUGAGACGGUGCAUCCGGGAAACGUAGCCGCUGCUUCGAAUCGCGAGAAUAUCACCGGUGCUUCGUCGAGUCUUCCUUCGCAGACACAGACACAUCUAGCAGGGGCUCAAUCACAACAGCAACAGCAGACGCAACAUCCAAAUACACCGAACCCGCAAACCCAAACCCCCGACCACAAAGGCCCCCAACCUCCCCAAUUCAGCGUCUCCUCGGUACACAGCCUCACGCCCUCCUGGCAAGUCCUACACACACAAGUAAUACCCGCGCCGACGUUCGAGAAAAACACCUCCAACGAACCCGUCAACGGUGGCUUGAUGCUCAAAAUCCAAGGAACGGCCGGCCUGCCGAUCACGCUGCUCGGGAAAGACCGCGACAAGGAGCGAAGUAGCCAGCGGUUGGAGGAAAUGAUGGAUCAGUUCUCGAAGCGGCUGGGGGAGCUGAGACAGGUGGUUGAAGCUGGGGAGCAGGGGCAGUUUGGGGAGGAGCGUGGAGGGGAAGAAGGGGUAGAGGAACAGGAACCGAACGAUGCAACGGCGGUGGUGGGGUUUGGAAAUGAUAAUGCUCUUGGAGUUCAUUUGGAGGGAGAGGGUGGUGCGGAGGUGGGCAAUGGCGAGGAUGGUAUGGAAAAUGAAGGAUAA
This is a messenger RNA of Aspergillus affinis, 1407 nucleotides long. RefSeq lists its product as uncharacterized. Gene Ontology annotation, biological process: protein ubiquitination; anaphase-promoting complex-dependent catabolic process; positive regulation of mitotic metaphase/anaphase transition. The transcript is spliced from 3 exons. The record is from RefSeq and is a predicted model, not a curated record. Bases 1 to 1407 code for a protein of 468 amino acids. Lineage: Eukaryota; Fungi; Ascomycota; Eurotiomycetes; Eurotiales; Aspergillaceae. Gene Ontology annotation, cellular component: anaphase-promoting complex; nucleus. Gene Ontology annotation, molecular function: cullin family protein binding; zinc ion binding; ubiquitin protein ligase activity.